This is a messenger RNA of Diorhabda carinulata, 1649 nucleotides long. RefSeq lists its product as uncharacterized. Gene Ontology annotation, biological process: regulation of transcription by RNA polymerase II. Gene Ontology annotation, cellular component: nucleus. Lineage: Eukaryota; Metazoa; Arthropoda; Insecta; Coleoptera; Chrysomelidae. The transcript has a single exon. Bases 254 to 1540 code for a protein of 428 amino acids. The record is from RefSeq and is a predicted model, not a curated record. Gene Ontology annotation, molecular function: transcription cis-regulatory region binding; DNA-binding transcription factor activity, RNA polymerase II-specific.
UCUAGUGAUUUUUUUACGUAAAAAUAGUCAGUUUUUAGCGUAUAUUUUUUUAAAUUUGAAAUUAUUAAUUAAUCACCAAGCAAAUUUUGUAAAUAAUCAAUUUCUUGAUCAAAAAAUAAUAAUUGUCAUUAAACAGUCAAGUAUUUUUGUUAAAAUUAUAUAAAUCCGUGAAUAAUUAUAAGAUCGCGGUUCAUAGAGUUUAUUUGUAGAUCUGUCAUAAAUCGAUUUCCAAGUUUGUGUUUGGAAAAAUAAAAUGAAGUUCAUAAUUCAAGACAAUGUAAAAAUGUUUUAUCCUACAGCCGAGGAAUGUAAGGUAAAUAAUAAAGUACAUUGCACGGAAGAAGGUUGUACCAGUAUUUUUAUAUCGGAAUCUAACCUUAAUUUACAUUUAACCAAAACUCACCGAAAACCUCAUUUAUUAGAAGAAUCUAUCACGAAGCAUUAUUUCUGUCCAGAACUUGGAUGUUUAUACAACGCAGACAAAUACUUCAAAGAAUUAAAAAAACUUCGUACACAUUAUAUGACGAAACAUUCUUCAGAACAAUAUAUUUGUUUAAAUUGUAAUAAGAUAUUUCCACAACAGAAAAAUCUUCAACAACACUCCGAUUAUUGUGGCGUGAAUUUUACUUGUCCCCAGUGCCCCGCUUAUUAUGCCACAUACGAAUCUCUACAAACUCACAGUAGAAGAAAAAAACAUUGCAUACCUUUAAAGACUCAUUAUAAAGUUAUUAACACUUGUUCGAAAAGUGAUACUCUACUACAAGCUACAGAUAGGCCUAUUUUACCUAAAAGUUCUUUCAAUUUAAUAAUUGUACCAAACGAUACUAAGAAAUUUAACCAAGAAAGUCAAACGUACAACAUACCAUCGAUUUAUAAAAGCAAAAUGACUCAAGUUUGUAGAGAAUUUGAUAGUAGAAAUAAUCAACAAACACAAACUGGUAAUAAAAGUGAAUAUUUCACAGUAGAGACACAAACUAUAGGAAACUAUCGUAAUUUAUCAAGAAAAAAUAGUGGAUCAAUGGAUAAUUCGUCAACGCAAAGAAGUUUGAAGACUCAAACUGAUGUUAUAGAAUCGAAAAACUUUUCUUGCAAUACGUCGUUUAAAGACGAUUUUCCUAUUGAAACUAAUAGUUCUAGUACACAAACUGGAGAAAACAACACUUCCAAUAAUAAUAAUUCUACACAUACCCACGAUACGAUAUACACAGACACCUCUGAUUUACUUCAAGACGUAAAUGUUGGUAGCUUCGAGUUCGAUAACUGCAACAUGGAGACACAAACUGACUUCAUAUUUGACGACGUUAUGUUCGGUUGUGAUUAUAUGAGUAACAUGUACACGCAGACCUCCGAUCAAAUUUUGAGUGAUCUAGGUUUCAGUAAUAUUCAGACACAAACUUUGAUAGAUGACGUUCUGAAAUCUGUCGAAAGCCAAACUGUUAUGUCCAGGAGAAAACAAGACGUCGGAGAUAGAGAUAUGACGCACAUGGAAACACAAACCGAUAUGGAAUUUAGGGAAAUGUUGGAAGUUAUCAAUUCAUGACUAUAACUUAAUUUUAUUGUUUUUAAAUGUUUCAUUGUGGAAUCUUUAUGUGUCUGUUAAAUUUAGUAGUUGAUGUAGAUUACCAAUAAUAAAUGUUUUAUGAAGUUGA